UGGUGGUGAGAAAUUCAACUAAACAUAUUUUUCGAAAUUUUCGAAAACUUUUCUCCGAUCCCAAGUUGUCAUAAAAUAUUUAUUGAAAACGAAAUUAAGAAGUAUUUUUAAAGUUAUGGCCCUUACUUCCGAAUUGAAAAUGCUUUUGAUUACUCGGGGAACAUUUGGACAGCUUCGCAGAAUUCAUGCUUCAGCAGCUGCACAAGCGGCAGAGCGUUUGAAGGCUUUUGAAAUCUACAGAUGGAAUCCGGAUAAACCUGGCGAGAAGCCUCACAUGCAAACAUACAAAGUGGAUCUAAAUACCUGUGGCCCUAUGGUAUUAGAUGCUUUGAUCAAAAUUAAAAACGAAAUGGAUCCAACUUUAACUUUCCGUCGUUCAUGUCGUGAAGGAAUUUGCGGAUCUUGCGCUAUGAACAUCGGUGGAACAAACACUUUGGCUUGUAUCAGCAAGAUCGAUGGAGGUGACCUGAAUAAACCUGUGAAGAUCUAUCCAUUGCCUCAUAUGUAUGUUGUGAAAGAUCUCGUUCCUGAUAUGAACAACUUUUACGAACAAUAUCGUUCGAUUCAACCGUGGUUGCAACGAAAAGAUGAGAAAACAGAAGAGAAAGGCAACGCGCAGUACUUACAAUCAGUUGAUGAUCGAGCAAAGCUUGAUGGACUUUAUGAAUGUAUUUUAUGUGCUUGCUGUUCAACGUCGUGUCCAUCUUAUUGGUGGAAUGGCGACAAAUACUUGGGACCAGCAGUUCUCAUGCAAGCUUAUCGUUGGAUUAUUGACUCACGUGAUGAGUCAACGAAAUCUCGCUUGGAUCAAUUGAGAGAUCCAUUCAGUGUGUAUCGUUGUCACACAAUCAUGAACUGCACACGAACAUGUCCUAAAGGCUUAAAUCCUGGCAAAGCGAUUGCUGAAAUUAAGAAACUUUUGGGUGGCAUCGCAACAAAAGAUCAACCAGGAUUGGAAACUGCAGCACUCCACAAGAAAUAACUUUCUUCAAGUAGAUGAAUUGCAAAUGUUAAUUAAUUAUUUAUAAACAGAAUAAAAGAAGUCACAACAAGCAACGAAA
Molecule: messenger RNA, 1061 nt
Organism: Clunio marinus
Lineage: Eukaryota; Metazoa; Arthropoda; Insecta; Diptera; Chironomidae
Source: the annotation of a GenBank genome assembly